Messenger RNA from Eruca vesicaria subsp. sativa (arugula), 2026 nucleotides. NCBI's taxonomy places the organism in Eukaryota, Viridiplantae, Streptophyta, Magnoliopsida, Brassicales, Brassicaceae. The record is from the annotation of a GenBank genome assembly.
GUAACCGCCCCCCCUCCCUCUCUCUCUCUCUCCUCUCUGAGGAUCCAAUUCAGUAAUGGCGGCCAAGCUAGGCUCCUUCCGAAACGGACUCAUCGAGAAACGCGAGCGGCUUCUCUCCACCUCCGAUCUGAGAUUCAGCGACAUCGAGUCCAACGAUCUUCUCGAAGACGAGAAUCACGGAACGAGACGGUUAUGCUGCUGCUGUUCGUGCGGUUACCUAACCGGUAAAAUCUCGGGAGUGUAUGAGGACGCUAAAGAUGUGGCGCGGAAGGCGUGGGCGAUGGGGGUAUCUGAUCCGAGGAAGAUUGUUUUCUCCGCGAAGAUUGGGCUUGCUUUGACGAUUGUUGCGGUUUUGAUUUUCUUCCAGGAGCCUAAUCCGGAUCUCAGCCGUUACUCCGUCUGGGCUAUUCUAACUGUCGUCGUCGUCUUCGAAUUUACAAUUGGGGCAACACUAAGCAAAGGGUUUAAUAGAGCGCUUGGGACAUUAUCAGCUGGAGGUCUUGCACUUGGAAUGGCUGAGCUUUCUACACUGGCUGGAGAUUGGGAAGAGCUCUUUUGCACAGUUAGUAUCUUCUGCAUUGGGUUCAUUGCAACUUUUAUGAAACUAUACCCGGCGAUGAAAGCUUAUGAAUAUGGUUUCAGGGUUUUCUUGCUUACCUAUUGCUACAUUCUCAUCUCUGGGUUCAGAACAGGACAGUUUAUUGAAGUGGCUAUCUCUCGGUUUCUACUUAUAGCUCUUGGUGCUGGUGUUAGUUUAGCGGUUAAUAUGUUUAUCUAUCCUAUAUGGGCUGGAGAGGAUCUUCAUAACCUAGUUGUCAAGAAUUUCAUGAAUGUAGCGACUUCUCUUGAAGGUUGUGUGAAUGGAUACCUCCGCUGUGUUGAAUACGAGAGAGUCCCAUCCAAAAUCGCCACUUACCAAGCCUCCGAGGAUCCAGUUUACAAGGGUUACAGAUCAGCUAUCGAGUCUACUAGCCAAGAAGAGUCUCUGAUGAGCUUUGCAAUAUGGGAGCCGCCUCACGGACCUUACAGGUCAUUUAACUACCCAUGGCAAAACUAUGUCAAGCUCAGUGGCGCUCUCAAGCAUUGUGCAUUCACUGUGAUGGCAUUACACGGCUGCAUUCUCUCAGAAAUCCAGGCACCUGAAGAAAGGAGACAAGUUUUCCGGCAAGAGCUUCAGAGAGUUGGCGUAGAAGGAGCCAGAUUGUUAAGAGAGCUCGGCGAAAAGGUGAAGAAGAUGGAGAAGCUAGGACCAGACGACAUGCUCUUCGAAGUACACGUAGCUGCCGAAGAAUUACAGCACAAGAUCGACAAGAAGUCUUACCUUCUCGUCAACUCCGAACGCUGGGAGAUUGGGAACAGAUCACGGUCAGAGCCUCAAGACCUUCUCUCCCUCGACGAUUCAGAGAACCUCCCCCAGGCUCCAAUCUACGCCUUCAAGUCCCAAAGCGAGGCGGUUCUUGAGAUACCCAAGAGCUGGGGAGAGAAGAAUCACCGUGAGCCGUUGAAUCAUAGACCUACUUUCUCGAAACAGGUUUCUUGGCCUGCACGGCUUGUGCUUCCGACGCAUAUGGAGACGACUAACGGGAACUACCAGCUGAUGGAGACGACGGAGACGUACGAGAGCGCGAGUGCCUUGUCUUUGGCCACGUUCGCGUCUCUCCUCAUAGAGUUUGUCGCGAGGUUGCAGACAGUGGUUAAUGCGUUCGAGGAGUUGAGCUUGAAAGCUAAUUUCAAGGAGCCAGAGUUAGUGACGUCGGAGACGGAUUUAGAGUUGGACGGAGAGAGAGUCGGACUUGGUCGGAGGAUACGCCGGUGUUUCGGUGUGUAAGGUUUUUUUUUUUCCUUCAAAAUUUGCAUCGGCGUUUUACUUAAACGCGCGAGAGAGAAUAGUUAAGCUGUUAAUUGUAAACUAAGUAACCCAACCAAUACAACUAAACUAGUUAAUGUUAUCAUAAAGAGAGGCGUUUUUAACCCUUUAUUAUCAUAAACUGUGCAUGUAUUUCGGGUUGUAACAUUUUUAUGGACA